AUGUCGUACAACUACGUGGUAACGGCACAGAAGCCCACCGCCGUGAACGGCUGCGUGACCGGACACUUUACAUCAGCCGAAGACCUGAACCUGUUGAUUGCCAAAAACACGAGAUUAGAGAUCUAUGUGGUCACUGCUGAGGGGCUUCGGCCCGUCAAAGAGGUGGGCAUGUAUGGGAAGAUUGCUGUCAUGGAGCUUUUCAGGCCCAAGGGGGAGAGCAAGGACCUCCUGUUUAUCCUGACAGCUAAGUACAAUGCCUGCAUCCUGGAGUACAAGCAGAGCGGCGAGAGCAUUGAUAUCAUAACACGAGCCCAUGGCAAUGUCCAGGACCGUAUUGGCCGCCCCUCAGAGACUGGCAUCAUUGGCAUUAUUGACCCCGAGUGCCGCAUGAUCGGCCUGCGACUCUAUGAUGGCCUUUUCAAGGUUAUUCCGCUAGACCGGGACAAUAAAGAGCUCAAGGCCUUUAACAUUCGCCUCGAGGAGUUGCAUGUCAUCGACGUCAAGUUCUUAUAUGGUUGCCAAGCACCUACCAUCUGCUUUGUCUACCAGGACCCUCAGGGGCGGCAUGUGAAAACCUAUGAGGUGUCUCUCCGAGAGAAGGAGUUCAAUAAGGGCCCUUGGAAACAGGAAAACGUAGAAGCUGAGGCUUCCAUGGUGAUUGCAGUCCCAGAGCCCUUUGGAGGGGCCAUCAUCAUUGGACAGGAGUCGAUCACCUAUCACAACGGUGACAAAUACCUGGCGAUUGCCCCUCCUAUCAUCAAGCAAAGCACGAUCGUGUGUCACAAUCGUGUGGACCCCAAUGGUUCCCGCUAUCUGCUGGGAGACAUGGAAGGACGGCUCUUUAUGCUGCUCUUGGAGAAGGAGGAGCAGAUGGACGGCACCGUCACCCUCAAAGAUCUCCGCGUGGAGCUCCUUGGAGAGACCUCUAUCGCCGAAUGUUUGACAUACCUCGAUAAUGGUGUUGUGUUCGUUGGGUCUCGCCUCGGUGACUCCCAGCUUGUGAAGCUCAAUGUUGACAGCAACGAACAAGGCUCCUAUGUAGUGGCCAUGGAAACCUUUACUAAUUUGGGACCCAUUGUGGACAUGUGCGUGGUGGACCUGGAGAGACAGGGGCAGGGACAGCUGGUUACUUGCUCUGGGGCUUUCAAGGAAGGUUCCUUGCGGAUCAUCCGAAAUGGAAUUGGAAUCCACGAGCAUGCCAGCAUUGACUUACCAGGCAUCAAAGGUCUGUGGCCGCUGCGGUCUGAUCCUAACCGGGAGACUGAUGACACUCUGGUGCUCUCUUUUGUGGGCCAGACAAGAGUUCUCAUGUUGAACGGAGAGGAGGUGGAGGAAACCGAACUGAUGGGUUUCGUGGAUGAUCAGCAGACUUUCUUCUGUGGCAACGUGGCUCAUCAGCAACUUAUCCAGAUCACAUCAGCAUCUGUGAGGUUGGUCUCUCAAGAACCCAAAGCUCUGGUCAGUGAGUGGAAGGAGCCUCAGGGCAAGAACAUCAGCGUGGCCUCCUGCAACAGCAGCCAGGUGGUGGUGGCCGUGGGAAGGGCCCUCUACUACCUGCAGAUCCACCCUCAGGAGCUCCGGCAGAUCAGCCACACAGAGAUGGAACACGAAGUGGCCUGCUUGGACAUCACCCCACUGGGGGACAGCAACGGGCUGUCCCCUCUUUGUGCCAUUGGCCUGUGGACAGACAUCUCUGCACGUAUCUUGAAGCUGCCCUCUUUUGAGCUACUGCACAAAGAGAUGCUGGGUGGAGAGAUCAUUCCUCGUUCCAUCCUGAUGACCACUUUUGAGAGCAGCCACUACCUCCUUUGUGCCUUGGGAGACGGGGCACUUUUCUACUUCGGGCUCAACAUUGAGACGGGCCUGUUGAGCGAUCGGAAGAAGGUGACUCUGGGCACCCAGCCCACGGUAUUGAGGACUUUCCGUUCUCUCUCUACCACCAACGUCUUUGCUUGCUCUGACCGCCCCACUGUCAUCUACAGCAGCAACCACAAAUUGGUCUUCUCCAAUGUCAACCUCAAGGAAGUCAACUACAUGUGUCCCCUCAACUCUGAUGGCUAUCCUGACAGCCUGGCACUGGCCAACAAUAGCACCCUCACCAUUGGCACCAUCGACGAGAUCCAGAAGCUGCACAUUCGCACGGUCCCCCUCUACGAGUCCCCCAGGAAGAUCUGCUAUCAGGAAGUGUCCCAGUGCUUCGGGGUCCUUUCUAGCCGGAUUGAAGUCCAGGACACGAGUGGGGGCACCACGGCUCUGAGGCCCAGUGCCAGCACCCAGGCCCUGUCCAGCAGCGUCAGCUCCAGCAAGCUGUUCUCCAGCAGCACAGCGCCUCACGAGACCUCCUUUGGAGAAGAGGUGGAGGUGCACAACCUCCUCAUCAUCGACCAGCACACCUUCGAAGUGCUUCAUGCCCACCAGUUUCUGCAGAACGAGUAUGCCCUCAGCCUGGUCUCCUGCAAGCUGGGCAAAGACCCCAACACGUACUUCAUCGUGGGCACGGCCAUGGUGUAUCCCGAAGAGGCGGAGCCCAAGCAGGGUCGGAUCGUGGUCUUUCAGUAUUCCGACGGAAAACUACAGACUGUGGCUGAGAAGGAAGUGAAAGGGGCCGUGUACUCCAUGGUGGAAUUCAACGGGAAGCUGUUAGCCAGCAUCAAUAGCACGGUGCGGCUUUAUGAGUGGACAACAGAGAAGGAGCUUCGCACCGAGUGCAAUCACUACAACAACAUCAUGGCCCUCUACCUGAAGACCAAGGGCGACUUCAUCCUGGUGGGCGACCUGAUGCGCUCAGUGCUGCUGCUUGCCUACAAGCCCAUGGAGGGGAACUUUGAAGAGAUUGCUCGAGACUUCAAUCCUAACUGGAUGAGUGCUGUCGAAAUCUUGGAUGACGACAAUUUCCUGGGGGCUGAAAAUGCUUUUAACUUGUUUGUGUGUCAGAAGGAUAGCGCUGCCACUACCGAUGAGGAGCGCCAGCACCUCCAGGAGGUCGGUCUCUUCCACCUGGGCGAGUUCGUCAACGUCUUCUGCCACGGCUCUCUGGUCAUGCAGAACCUGGGCGAGACUUCCACGCCCACACAGGGCUCUGUGCUCUUCGGCACAGUCAACGGCAUGAUUGGGCUGGUGACCUCGCUGUCCGAGAGCUGGUACAACCUGCUGUUGGACAUGCAGAAUCGACUCAAUAAAGUCAUCAAAAGUGUGGGCAAGAUCGAGCACUCUUUCUGGAGAUCCUUUCAUACUGAGCGAAAGACAGAACCGGCCACAGGCUUCAUUGAUGGAGACUUGAUUGAGAGUUUCCUAGACAUCAGCCGGCCCAAGAUGCAGGAGGUCGUGGCAAACCUACAGUACGAUGAUGGCAGCGGAAUGAAGCGAGAGGCCACCGCCGACGACCUGAUCAAGGUUGUGGAGGAGCUGACGCGGAUCCAUUAG
This is a messenger RNA of Puma concolor (puma), 3423 nucleotides long. RefSeq names its product damage specific DNA binding protein 1 (gene DDB1). Gene Ontology annotation, cellular component: nucleus. Gene Ontology annotation, molecular function: protein binding; nucleic acid binding. Lineage: Eukaryota; Metazoa; Chordata; Mammalia; Carnivora; Felidae. The record is from RefSeq and is a predicted model, not a curated record.